CGGGCCGGGAGCGGAGCGGGAUGAGGCCCGGCCGCUGAAGGGAGCAGGCCCGUUAGGCCUCCGCCAAUGCUGGGGCCACGGCGGGGAUGGCAGGCCCUCCGCCGCUGCGUCUCCUUGCCUCGGGCGCAGCGGGAGGUGCGGCUGCGGGUCCGGGAGGCGCUGGGGGCCCGGGAACCGGCUGGCGAGGUUAAAGUGCAGGGCUGGGUCCGCUCUGUCCGAUCCCAGAAGGAAGUUUUGUUCCUGCAUAUAAACGAUGGAAGUUCUCUGGAAAACCUCCAGGUGGUUGCUGAUCCCAGCCUGGAAAAUAGAGAUCUGACUUUUGGAAGCGCAGUAGAAGUGCGAGGGAAACUGGUCAAAAGUCCUCAUAGGAUGCAAAACGUGGAGCUGAAAGCUGAAACCAUCCGUGUGGUGGGACCUUGUGAUACUUUGGCAUUCCCUCUGAAAACGAAGGAGAGGCACCCACUGGAGUAUGUCCGACAGUUCCCUCACCUGCGAUGCAGAAACAAUACACUCGGCUCCCUCUUGAGAAUCCGCAGUGAAGCCACUGCAGCCAUCCACUCAUUCUUCCAGGAUAAUGGCUACGUGCAUAUUCAUACCCCCAUAAUUACAUCAAAUGACUGUGAAGGUGCUGGGGAACUCUUUCAAAUUGAGACAUCAAAUGAGGCAAGGGAACCUGCAGAAAAGACCCAUUUCUUCGAUGUGCCUGCCUUCCUGACAGUUUCUGGCCAACUCCAUUUGGAAGUGAUGGCGGGGGCUUUUACCCAUGUGUUCACCUUUGGCCCGACGUUCCGAGCAGAAAACUCGCAGAGUCGCCGGCACCUGGCGGAGUUCUAUAUGGUGGAGGCUGAGCUGUCUUUCACUGAAAGCCUCGAAGACAUCAUGCAGGUUAUGGAAGAUCUUUUCAAGACAGUGACAAGCACUGUGUUCUCCAAAUGUCCUCGUGAUGUUGAGCUUUUUCAUAAAUACAUAGCUCCUGCCCAGAAGGACAGGUUGGCAAAAACACUGAAGAACAAAUUUGUGAUAAUUUCCUACAAUGAAGCAAUGGAAAUUUUGAAGCAAGCUUCUCAAACUUUCACUUUCAAGCCAGAGUGGGGCUGUGACCUCCAAACGGAACAUGAAAAGUACCUGGUGAAGCACUGUGGAGAGGUUCCCGUGUUUGUGAUUAACUACCCAUAUGACCUCAAACCUUUCUACAUGCGGGACAAUGAAGAUGGACCUCAACAUACAGUUGCAGCUGUUGAUCUCCUUGUACCAGGAAUAGGCGAGUUGUGUGGAGGCAGCUUGAGAGAGGAGCGACUGCCCUUCCUUGAAUCACGCUUACAGAGAUUAGGACUCACAGAUGCCUACCAAUGGUAUCUAGACCUCCGAAAAUUCGGCUCAGUUCCUCAUGGAGGCUUCGGAAUGGGAUUUGAACGCUACCUGCAGUACAUCUUGGGAGUUGAGAGUAUCAAAGAUGUUAUUCCUUUCCCCAGGUUUUCUCACUCCUGUCUCCUGUAGCUCAGCAGUUGACUCACGUGGAGAAAACUGCUAGUGUGAUGAUAUGUAUAUAACGUAUUAGGAUAUGACUAAGUGUGUUUUAAUAGGAAAUCGAGAUAAUUUUUAUAUCAGUGAAACUCUUGGUAAAUUUAAUACUGGCUUAUUGAAAAAUAAUAUUUGUCCUGGUGAGAUGAUGGAAGCACACUUGGCGGUUAAUUUCAUAGCAGUUCACGUCUUCAGUGCGCUGCAGGAGUACUAAUAAAUCCCACUUAACUAAAGGGUUAAGAUUCUCGUGAGACUAGUACAAGCCAUGGAAGUACUGAAUAAGUGUUGUUGGGAGGUAGUGGGGGUUUUAUGUGAAAUAUUAAUAAGGAGGUGUGACCUAAAAUGGACUGGGAGCCAGGACUGCUGUGAGGCUUUAAUAGGCUUUAAUUAAAUGCCUGCACAGUGCUUUGAAGAUUGAGUGUUAUAAAAUUGUGAAGUAUUGUCAUGGCUUUGAUGCACUUGCUCUUACGAAAUGGCUACUGUAAAGCAUGAUUCUCCCCACCCUGAGUUAGAAACAAAUAUUGUUUACCUUGGAAAAAUCAGUCAAACCUAGCAAGGAAAAAUGUGAUAUCGGAACUGCUGGAGUGAAUUAGGUGAAUGAUGUUUGAUUUUGUGAAUCAUCAAUAAAGAUGUACAC
Molecule: messenger RNA, 2158 nt
Organism: Haliaeetus leucocephalus (bald eagle)
Lineage: Eukaryota; Metazoa; Chordata; Aves; Accipitriformes; Accipitridae
Gene: NARS2
Product: asparaginyl-tRNA synthetase 2, mitochondrial (putative)
Exons: 14
Coding region: 67-1497 (476 amino acids)
Biological process (GO): asparaginyl-tRNA aminoacylation
Cellular component (GO): mitochondrion
Molecular function (GO): nucleic acid binding; asparagine-tRNA ligase activity; ATP binding
Source: RefSeq, a predicted model, not a curated record